Messenger RNA from Oncorhynchus tshawytscha (Chinook salmon), 7320 nucleotides. RefSeq names its product disco-interacting protein 2 homolog C-like. The record is from RefSeq and is a predicted model, not a curated record. The coding region runs from base 1 to 4839 and encodes 1612 amino acids. The transcript has 37 exons. Lineage: Eukaryota; Metazoa; Chordata; Actinopteri; Salmoniformes; Salmonidae.
AUGGCAGAGCGCGAGGCGUCGCCGUUACCACUGGAGGUUCGCGCCCGGCUGGCGGAGCUGGAGCUCGAGCUGUCAGAGGGGAAGGAAUGCUGCUUAGACUGUAACCAAUCACAGCUGGGUGUAGAUGUGAUUCUGAAGAUCAAUGUAUGGAGGGUAUGUCUCACCGCCCCCUUUGCCCCCCCAUCUGCUGCUCGCUUCCACAGACGGCGCUCUUCUGGAACACGUGAUGAACGCUAUCGUUCAGACGUCCACAGUGAGGCGGUGCAGGCAGUGUUAGCCAGACAUGUGGAGAGCAACGUGGCAGUGCCUAUGCCCUCCAAACGACGAUCACUGGUGGUACAGACAUCCAUGGAUGCGUACACACCCCCAGACUCGUCGUCGGGCUCAGAGGAAGAGGCGGGGCCAGGCAAUGACAUGCCGGGAAUGGAACACUGGAUGACUCGCCCUGCCCACUUAGGUCCAGCCCACCUAGGCUCCACCUCCUCGUCGUCCUCGUCCACUCAGAGCGGAGGAAGUGGCAACGCAGGACGACUGGCCGACUCGCUCGCACACACACACCUCUCACACCCACACCUGGCACACGCCCACCUCACACACACACACCUGACCCAGUCACACCACGUGUCAGCUCACCACUCACAAACACACCACGGUAUAGGGCACCUGUCUCUGAAGCGUAAGGCAGCUCUGGGCAUGGCGGAGAACGGAGGCUCUCUCAGAAGAUCCUGUGAGUUCGGCUCUGAUAUGCUGUGGCCUCCACCACUGGAGUCUGACGAGAAUCACUCUGCUCCUCCUGAUGUGACUGGCUAUUCGUCUGACUCCUCCCACUCCCGCCCCCACUCAGAGCGCCACAUAGGAACCAUCGCCCGAAACACUCAGAAAUACGGCAACGCUGAACGCAUGGAGACUGGAGACGGUGUCCCGGUCAGCAGUCGUGUGUCUGCUAAGAUCCAGCAGCUAGUGAACACUCUGAAAAUGCCUCGUAGACCUCCGCUAAGAGAGUUCUUUGUUGAUGACUUUGAAGAACUUCUAGAAGUCCAGCAGCCAGAUCCUAAGCAGCCGCGCCCGGAGGGGGCAGAAAUGUUGGCAGUAAGUGGAGAAGCCCUGGGGGUGGUGACUAACUGGCCACCCUCCCUGGAGGCAGCUCUCCAACGCUGGGGCACCAUCAGCCCUAAAGCGCCCUGUCUCACCAGCCUGGAUACCACUGGCAAACCUCUAUAUGUACUCACAUACGGGAAGCUGUGGUCUCGGAGUAUCAAGCUGGCCUAUAACAUCCUCCACAAGCUGGGCAGCAAGCAGGAGCCCAUGUUGCGACCGGGGGACAGGGUGGCGCUGGUGUUUCCUAACAAUGACCCGGUGGCCUUCAUGGUGGCCUUCUACGGCUGCCUGCUGGCUGAGGUGGUCCCUGUACCCAUAGAGGUGCCCCUCACACGCAAGGAUGCUGGCAGCCAGCAGAUUGGGUUCCUAUUGGGAAGCUGUGGGGUUACCGUGGCGCUGACCAGUGAUGCCUGCCAUAAAGGCUUGCCCAAGAGCGCUACAGGAGAGAUACCACAGUUCAGAGGGUGGCCUAAGCUGCUGUGGUUCGUGACUGAGUCGAAGCAUCUCUCCAAACCUCCUAGAGAUUGGUUCCCUCACAUCAAAGAUGCAAACAGCGACACAGCCUAUAUAGAGUAUAAAACGUGUAAGGAUGGGAGUGUCCUGGGCGUGACAGUGAUGAGGAUCGCUCUGCUGACUCACUGCCAAUCCCUCACACAGUCGUGUGGCUACACAGAAGCGGAGACCAUAGUGAAUGUUCUAGACUUUAAGAAGGAUGUGGGACUGUGGCACGGCAUCCUCACGAGUGUGAUGAACAUGAUGCAUGUGAUCAGCGUUCCCUACUCUCUGAUGAAGGUCAACCCGUUGUCCUGGAUACAGAAGGUCUACCACUUCAAAGCCAAGGUAGCGUGUGUAAAGUCCAGGGACAUGCACUGGGCUCUGGUGGCCCACAGAGAGCAGAAGGACAUCAGCCUGAGUUCCCUCCGUAUGCUGCUGGUCGCCGACGGAUCUAACCCCUGGUCUAUUUCAUCCUGUGAUGCGUUCCUGAACGUGUUCCAGAGUAAAGGCUUGAGGUCAGAGGUCAUCUGUCCCUGUGCCAGCUCUCCUGAAGCCCUGACCGUUGCCAUCAGGAGGCCAGUGGAGGACAGUAGCCAGCCACCAGGCCGAGGGGUUCUCUCCAUGCAGGGUCUGAGUUACAGUGUGGUCCGCGUCGACACCGAGGAACGCUUGUCAGUCCUCACUGUGCAGGAUGUGGGCACUGUUAUGCCUGGAGCCGUAGUGUGUGUGGUGAAGCCAGAGGGUGUGCCUCUUCUGUGUAAGACAGAUGAGAUCGGGGAGCUGUGUGUGUGUUCUGUCGCCACGGGAACCUCUUACUAUGGAUUGACAGGCAUGACCAAGAACACCUUUGAGGUGUUCCCUGUAGCCUCAGGUGGAGGCCUGGUCAGUGAGUAUGCGUUUGUGCGUACGGGGCUGCUGGGCUUUGUGGGUCCAGGCGGUCUGGUGUUUAUCUCCGGAAAGAUGGACGGCCUCAUCAUGGUCAGCGGGCGCAGACAUAACGCUGAUGACAUCGUAGCCACCGCACUGGCCGUGGAGCCAAUGAAAUUUGUCUACAGGGGGAGGAUAGCAGUGUUCAGUGUGACCGUGCUGCGUGAUGAGCGUAUCGUGGUGGUAGCAGAGCAGAGACCAGACUCUACUGAGGAGGACAGCUUCCAGUGGAUGAGCCGCGUGCUGCAGGCGAUAGACAGUAUCCAUGGUGUGGGUGUGUUCUGCCUGGGGUUAGUUCCAGCCAACACCCUCCCUAAGACCCCCCUGGGGGGUAUACACCUGUCUGAGACCAAACAGCUGUACCUGGAGGGGGGGCUGCACCCCUGUAACGUGCUCAUGUGUCCUCACACCUGUGUUACCAACCUGCCCAAACCACGACAGAAACAACCAGAGAUUGGUCCUGCCUCUGUGAUGGUGGGGAAUCUGGUGUCUGGGAAGAGGAUCGCUAUGGCCAGCGGCAGAGACCUGGGACAGACUGAUGACAACGACCAGUUCCUGUUCCUGUCAGAGGUGCUGCAAUGGAGAUCUCAGACGACGCCUGACCACAUCCUCUACACACUGCUCAGCUCCCGGGGGCUGGUGUCCAGUUCUCUGACCUGUCUUCAGCUCCAUAAGAGGGCGGAGAGAGUUGCUGCCCUGCUGCUGGAGAGAGGAGGACUACAGGAGGGAGACCACAUAGCACUGGUCUACCCACCAGGUAUAGACUUGAUCGCAGCAUUCUACGGUUGCCUUUACGCUGGCUGUGUUCCUAUCACUGUCAGACCGCCCCACCCACAGAACAUCUCAACCACACUGCCCACAGUCAAGAUGAUCGUAGAGGUCAGUCGUUCGGCCUGCGUGAUGACCACAGCGGUCAUCUGUAAGCUGCUGCGGUCGAAGGAGGCGGUCGCCACAGUGGACAUCAGGAACUGGCCUCCCGUCCUGGACACAGAUGACCUGCCAAAGAAGAAGCCUCCAGCUCUAUAUAAGCCCUGUAACCCUGAUGCCCUGGCCUAUCUGGACUUCAGUGUGUCCACUACUGGCAUGCUGGCUGGAGUACAGAUGUCCCAUAAUGCGGUGGGAGCGUUCUGCCGAUCGGUGAAGCUGCAGUGUGAACUCUAUCCCUCCAGAGAGGUAGCCAUCUGUCUCGACCCCUACUGUGGCCUGGGCUUCGUCCUCUGGUGUCUCUGCAGUGUGUAUAGUGGCCACCAGUCUAUCCUGAUCCCUCCAGUAGAGUUGGAGUCUAACCCAGCGCUGUGGCUGCUCGCUGUCAGCCAGCUCCGAGUCAGAGACACCUUCUGUUCCUACAGCGUCAUGGAGCUCUGCACUAAAGGACUGGGCCUGCAGACAGAGGCACUGAAGGCACGGGGCCUGGACCUGUCCCGUGUGAGGGCGUGUGUUGUGGUAGCAGAGGAGAGACCCAGGAUGUCUCUAACACACUCCUUCUCCAAGCUGUUUAAAGACCUGGGCCUGCACCCCCGAUCUGUCAGCACAGCAUUCGGCUGUAGGGUCAACCUGGCUAUCUGUCUACAGGGAACCUCUGGGCCGGAUCCCACUACAGUGUACGUGGACAUGAGAGCUCUGCGGCAUGAUAGGGUGCGGUUGGUGGAGAGAGGUUCUCCUCACAGUCUCCCUCUCAUGGAGUCAGGAAAGAUCUUACCUGGCGUCCGCAUCAUCAUCGCCAACCCAGAGACCAAGGGACCGUUGGGAGACUCCCACCUAGGAGAGAUCUGGGUGCACAGUGCCCAUAAUGGCAGUGGAUAUUACAGUGGUUAUGGAGAGGAGGUCCUUCAGUCUGAUCACUUCACCUCCAGACUUAGCUUCGGAGACACAUCCACCGUCUGGGCUCGCACCGGAUACCUGGGCUUCUUACGACGUACUGAACUCACCGAUGCCAGCGGAGAGAGACAUGAUGCUCUGUAUGUUGUGGGCGCGUUGGAGGAGGCCAUGGAGCUGAGGGGGAUGAGGUACCAUCCUAUAGACAUAGAGACCUCCGUCAUCAGGACGCACAAGAACAUCAUGGAGUGUGCGGUGUUUCCCUGGACUAACCUGCUGGUAGUCGUAAUAGAACUAGAAGGCUCGGAGCAGGAAGCCCUGGACCUGGUUCCCAUGGUGACCAAGGCGGUGCUGGAGGAGCAUUACCUCAUCGUUGGGGUCGUCGUAGUAACGGACAUCGGGGUGAUCCCCAUCAACUCUCGCGGGGAGAAGCAGCGCAUGCACCUCCGGGACGGCUUCCUACAGGACCAGCUCGACCCCAUCUACGUGGCUUAUAACAUGUAACCCAGACGCCCCAUCCUGGGGGGGUGGACCUGAGUGAGGGGGAUGUGUGUGUAUGUGUGUGUUAGCAUGCGUGUGUAUGGAUAUGUGCUUGUAUAUCGCUAGUGUUCAUUUUAAAUCAAGACGUACUGUAUUUUUGAAUCUGCACAUGGUCAUAUGGUGUGGUGCCAGUUGUCUGAUCCUUUAGUUGUGCUGUGGUGGAGGUAUGGCUGUUUCUGCACCCCCGGUUAAACCUGACACCUAGACAGGAAGUCACUGUACAAAACCUUAAGGGAACACUGUGUAUCGAUAGACAGGAAGUCACUGUACAAAACCUUAAGGGAACACUGUGUAUCGAUAGACAGGAAGUCACUGUACAAAACCUUAAGGGAACACUGUGUAUCGAUAGACAGGAAGUCACUGUACAAAACCUUAAGGGAACACUGUGUAUCGAUAGACAGGAAGUCACUGUACAAAACCUUAAGGGAACACUGUGUAUCGAUAGACAGGAAGUCACUGUACAAAACCUUAAGGGAACACUGUGUAUCGAUAGACAGGAAGUCACUGUACAAAACCUUAAGGGAACACUGUAUCGAUAGACAGGAAGUCACUGUACAAAACCUUAAGGGAACACUGUGUAUCGAUAGACAGGAAGUCACUGUACAAAACCUUAAGGGAACACUGUGUAUCGAUAGACAGGAAGACUGACUGGACCACUAGUAGUUGUUGUUAGGAGAGAGAGAGAAAAUAUCCCUGAACAUAUCUGUUUUCUUGAUGAAAUAGACAUUAAAAAUAAAGUUAUUAAAGUAUAUUGUCAGAAGAAGACAGGGGGUUCAGAUUAGUGUAUAAAUAUAAAUAUUGUAUAUAAACAUAAUCUAUAUGGAGAGAUAACUGAAACACACUGAGGACUAGCCCUGUUAUACAGCUCUCUCCACCCACACCCUGUGUACAUGUGUGUGCGUGUGUGUGUGUGUGUGCGCGCGUGUGUGUGUGUGCGCGCACGCAAUGCAGUGCAGUGCACUCCUCUUAUUAGAAUCACAUUCUCGAUUUGUUUCCUAAAACCCAUUGACUCCUAAAUGCCAAGUGAAUCCGUUAGAAGUAAACCAUUGUUUCUAUCCUACAUUCUUUAAACAUUGUACGCAUAUGAUUAUGGUAAUAUGUGAUUCUGCUAAGCAGAGAGCCCAGUAAGUAGCAGGGGGAAAAUGUAGUUGCAAGGAGUUGUGAAACCCAGCUCUGGACCAGAGACACAAUGCUUUCUAAAUGGCCCCAUUUCCUUUAAGGUACACUACAUAGGACAAGUAGGACUCCGUGUAGGGAAUCAGGUGGUAUUUGAGACACACCCACAGUGAAGUGUUCUAACAGAGACACACCCACAGUGAAGUGUUCUAACAAAGAGACACACCCACAGUGAAGUGUUCUAACAGAGACACACCCACAGUGAGGUGUUCUAACAUAGACACACCCACAGUGAAGUGUUCUAACAGAGACACACCAACAGUGAGGUGUUCUAACAUAGACACACCCACACUGAAGUGUUCUAACAGAGACACACCCACAGUGAGGUGCUAUAACAGAGACACACCCACAGUGAAGUGUUCUAACAGAGACACACCCACAGUGAAGUGUUCUAACAGAGACACACCCACAGUGAAGUGUUCUAACAAAGACACACCCACAGUGAAGUGUUCUAACAAAGAGACACACCCACAGUGAAGUGUUCUAACAAAGACACACCCACAAUGAAGUGUUCUAACAAAGAGACGCACCCACAGUGAAGUGUUCUAACAAAGACACACCCACAAUGAAGUGUUCUAACAAAGAGAUGCACCCACAGUGAAGUGUUCAAACAGAGACACACCCACAGUGAAGUGUUCUUACAAAGGGACACACCCACAGUGAAACGUUCUAACAAAGAGACACACCCACAGUGAAGUGUUCUAACAGAGAGACACAGUUUAUUUAUUUAUUUUAAAUAUGUUAGUCAUAAGUUAUUACUUAUGGCAUUUUAUAUGCAUGUUAUCAGUUAUAACUUUUCUGUGAAAAACAUUUUAGUGCUCCUUAUGCUUUGUUUACAUUCAUCUUUGGGUUUGAUCAUUAAAAACACAACACAUUUCAUUUUUAUUUAAUUAAUCAGCUACUUUUGUCUCAGAUAGCUAUAAUGUGAUCCCAUGUAUGAAAAACAUGCAUAUCAUGACGUGUAUUUAUUUGCUUGUUAUUCUGUACUGGAGAAUGGUGAUGACAUUAUCAGCCCCUGACUGUGUGUUGGAGAGAAACGAGUCUGGUGGGUAGGGUUAAACCUGGUCCAGAAACUAGAGGUGAGAGAGACUGCAUGGUGUGUGUGUGUUCGUAUGUAUAUAUUGUGUGUAAAUAGUGUUGAUUUUGUACGGUACAGGUGUGUGUGACUGUUUUGUACACAUGAUGAAAAGAUCAAAAGGACACUUUUAUAAGAGCCUUCCAUUGGCUCAAUGUCAUACUAUACGGUGCAAUAAAGUGCUUUGAUUGGUG